AUGAAGGCCACGCUCGCUAUCUUGUUGCCCUUGGCUGGGUCCUCCCUAGCGGUGCCAUCCGUCUCUCCUCGCGAUCAAGUCAGCCAGAUGGCAUCCUGCAGGAAGAAGUACGCAUGUGACGCGAAAGGAUGCGAGUCCCAAGAGAGAGAUGCAACUCAAUGCUAUCGCAAUGUUCUCCUCAACGUCACGUCGUGUGUGGUCGACGUUAAGUCCACCAACACAGCUGAUAAUGUUCAGCAACAAUGUAGCGCUAAUGCCGUCUCAAGCGCCGCGGCCUGCUUUGACGGUGAAGAAGGCGAGGCCAAAAACAAGUACUCUCAAGCGCUGAAAACUUGUGUUCAUCAAAGCUAUACACAGUAUAUUGCCUGCUCUGACGUCGGAACUAUCCCCCCGGAGGCGCCAUCGACAACUGCCAAACCCACGGAUACUACACACACCGAUUCUGAUGAAAACCCUGUCAAUACUCCUCAAAACUCUAGUGUCCCUACAGAGCCUGACGAUGAUUCCAGCACCUCUGCAAACCCGGCUGUCCCCACAGAGUCUGUCGACGUUAAUACCCCCGGGAUCAACAAUGUUCCCAAGGCCCCUGAGAUUCCCCCAAUGAUCCCAGAUCAUCAGGAUGGGAACCAGAACAAGAACAAGAUAGAGUGGAAGACCCCUAUCUUAAAGAAGACCUGGGAAGACAAGUGCGAGAACAAGUAUCUCGACGCCUUUCAGGAAGAUUGUACAAAAGGGGCGACGGAUGCGUGCCAAGAACGGCCUAUAAAUAUCGCUGCAACAUGCAUCUUCACAAGGUUGAACUACCAUUCCUAUUGUGAGGCAAUUGCUAUUGAGGGCGCGGUCCUCUGCACUGAGUACGCUAUAUUCAAGGGCCAAAGCACUCGAAUGUUUGCAUCCUGUAUAGAGAAAUACUACCCACUUGCCAACGAAUGCGAAAAGGACCCAGGAAGCUUCGAAGAAUCCUCACGCUCACCAAAUAAGCCUGGGGAGGACGACAAUAUGAAGCCAAGCGAGCAAGACAUGCAAUUAAAAGAGGCCUGGGACGAAACCUGCAACAAGAAGCAUGUUGAUGAAUUUGAAAAUUGCCGCUCCCUUGAAAAGGGCUUAGACUGCUACAAUAAUUCUAUGCGUUCUACGGUAGAAUGCAUAGCGGACAAAGUUAAGCCAACUGACGUAAAUGAUUCAAAGCAUACGCAGUGCAAGAACAACUCGGUAUCUAAUAUAGUAGACUGCAAGGAAAAGACUGAAAAGGAGUACCAAGGUAAGAUGGCAGUCAGUGGCAACUAUGCCUUCAGGUCUUGUCUUUAUAAGGAGGGAAAGGCUUACCUUGAGUGCACUGAAAAGGCUUGA
Messenger RNA from Metarhizium album ARSEF 1941, 1350 nucleotides. RefSeq lists its product as uncharacterized. Bases 1 to 1350 code for a protein of 449 amino acids. Lineage: Eukaryota; Fungi; Ascomycota; Sordariomycetes; Hypocreales; Clavicipitaceae. The record is from RefSeq and is a predicted model, not a curated record. The transcript has a single exon.